Messenger RNA from Dermatophagoides pteronyssinus (European house dust mite), 6411 nucleotides. RefSeq lists its product as uncharacterized. NCBI's taxonomy places the organism in Eukaryota, Metazoa, Arthropoda, Arachnida, Sarcoptiformes, Pyroglyphidae. The record is from RefSeq and is a predicted model, not a curated record. Gene Ontology annotation, molecular function: glutamate synthase (NADH) activity; oxidoreductase activity, acting on the CH-NH2 group of donors, NAD or NADP as acceptor; FMN binding.
UCAUUUAGGCUUUUAAAAGUUUUUCUCCGUGUGUGUUUGUUUAUUUUGCAGAAUUUUUUUCUUGUUAAUUUCCCUACUUUCUGAUAUUACAUCAGUUUUUGUUUGAUAAUAACAACAAAAAAGAUUUUCUAUCUUGAAUGGCUUCGACGGAGAGGUUCAACAAUGACAACAAUGAUAAUGAUGGAUCAUAUUAUUUGAAGCAACAACAACAACAUGUUCGUUCAUUUUGGAAUCCAAAUGAUGAAAAAGCUGCAUGUGGUGUUGGUUUUAUUGUGAAUAUUCAUGGUAAACCAUCGCAAAAGCUUUUACGAGAUGCACAAAAAAUCAGUGAUCGUAUGGAACAUCGUGGCGCUACAUCUGGCGAUAAUCUAACUGGUGAUGGUGCCGGUGUACUUGCAUCAAUACCCUAUGAAUAUUAUUCAAAAACAGUCAAAGAAACAUAUAACAUCAUUCUACCGGAACCGGGCAAAUAUGCAACUGGAAUAUUAUUUUUAGACAAAAUUACCAAUACGCAGGUAGAGGAAAAAUUUGCAUCAAUUGCAAAUGAAAAUGGACUACGCAUUAUUUGUUGGCGUACAGUACCGAAAAAUUCAUCGGUUAUUGGUGAAAUGGCACGCACACAGGAACCAUUAAUGCGACAAGUUUUCGUUGAAUCAGUUGAGACCGAUAUUGAUGAACGAGAAUUUCAACGUAAACUGUUUGCAUUACGAAAAUAUUCCACACAUCAAUUGGUGAAAGAAGGAUUUCGUUAUUAUAUCUGCAGUUUGUCAACAAAAAUAAUUAUCUACAAAGGACAAUUCACUCCAGCUCAAUUGUGGCAAUAUUUCGAUGAUCUUUGGGAUCCGGAAUUUAGUUGCUAUCUGGCAUUGGUACAUGCACGAUUUUCAACCAAUACUUAUCCAUCAUGGGAACGUGCCCAUCCCAAUCGUUAUCUUGCGCAUAAUGGUGAAAUCAAUACAUUACGUGGUAAUAUUAAUCUAAUGCGUGCCCGUGAAGGUGUCAUGUCAAGUAAAUAUUUUGGUAAAAAGCUAUCAAAACUGUAUCCAGUUGUUGAACCAAAUAUGUCCGACUCCGGUUCAUUGGAUAAUGUUUUGGAAUUUUUGGUUGUUGUUGGUGGACGCACCUUACCGGAAGCUGUUAUGACAAUGGUACCCGAAGCAUGGCAAAAUGAUGGCGAAAUGCAUCCGGAAAAGAGAUUAUUCUAUCAAUGGUCCGGUUGUGCUAUGGAGCCAUGGGAUGGACCUGCAUUAUUAACAUUUACCGAUGGUCGUUAUAUUGGUGCCAUUUUGGACCGUAAUGGUUUACGACCAGCACGUUUCUAUCAAACUGAAGAUGGUCAUGUUGUUAUGGCUUCCGAAGUGGGUGUCGUCGAUUUUCCAAACGAGGAAAUUGUGGCUCGGGGCCGACUAAAACCCGGUCGUAUGCUGUUGAUCGAUACCGAAGAAAAAAUUAUGGUAAAAGAUGAAGAGAUUAAAUUGAAAAUUGCACGAAAACGUCCACUAGCUGAAUGGCUGAAAGAAUUGUUCACCAUUGAAGAUCUACGUGAAGCACAUACGGUAUCGAAAUUGGCAAAAGAUGGUUCUUUCAAACGAAAAGCUGUACUAUUGGAAGGCCGUAGUGAAGAAGAGAUUGAAAGACGAGCAAAAGUACUUGAAGAUCGUCGAUUGCCAUUGUUUGCCUAUACAACCGAGACAAUCAAUCUAUUGCUUUUGCCAAUGGUUCGCACCCAGAAAGAGGCACUUGGUUCAAUGGGUAAUGAUGAACCAUUAGCCUGUCUAUCGCUAUAUCAACCCUUGAUCUAUGGAUAUUUUAAACAAUUAUUUGCCCAAGUCACUAAUCCACCAAUCGAUCCGAUACGUGAGAAAAUUGUCAUGUCGUUAGCAUGUCCAGUUGGACCUGAAGCCAAUAUACUUGAAUCAUCAGCCGAGCAAUGUCGUCGAUUAUGGUUAACACAGCCAAUAUUAUCAAUCAAUGAUCUAGAAGUGGUCAAACAAACAAGCUAUAAAGGAUGGCGUACCAAAGUGAUUGAUUGUGUAUUUCCCGUCAAAGAUGGCCGUCCUGGUCUACGCAAACGUUUGGAUCAAAUUCGUCGUGAAGCUUGUGAUGCAGCACGCAAUGGUUAUACAAUAAUUGUGCUUAGUGAUCGUAUGGCUGGUCCCCAGUUUGUACCAGUUUCAAUGUUAUUAGCAUUAGGUGCUACACAUCAUUUUCUCAUCAAUGAACGACAACGAAUGAAAGUGGCAUUAUUUGUUGAAUCGGGUGAAGCACGUGAAGUACAUCAUAUGUGUGUAUUAUUGGGUUAUGGCGCCGAUGCUAUUUGUCCAUACCUGGUCUUCGAAACUGUUGCCGCUUUACGUGAAGAAGGUAUCAUACAACUGACCGAUUUGGAAGCAUUCAAAAAUUAUUUUCUAUCAAUGGAACGUGGUAUUGCUAAAGUUAUGGCUAAAAUGGGUAUUUCAACACUCCAUUCGUAUAAAGGUGCACAAAUAUUUGAAGCUGUUGGUCUGGGUGAAGAAGUUAUUGAUUUUUGUUUCAAAAAUACGCCAUCUCGUAUCGGUGGUAUCAACUUCAACGUAUUAGCCGAUGAAGUAUUGGAACGACAUUCGAUUGCAUUCAAUAAACAAUAUUUUAUUGAUCAAUUAAUACUUCGUAAUCCGGGCUUUUAUCAUUGGCGUCAUGGCGGCGAAAAGCAUAUCAAUCAUCCCAUGGCCAUUGCUACACUACAAGAAGCAGCUACAUUAAAUUCACGUAAUGCUUAUCGACAGUUUGUUGAUUAUACUCAUGAACAGGUCAAAGAUUGCACAUUACGUGGACAGAUGACAUUUGUUUAUGCAUCAAAAGCUGUACCAUUGGAUGAAGUUGAACCGGCAACAAGUAUCGUCAAACGUUUUGUAACCGGUGCAAUGUCAUUCGGUUCAAUAUCAUAUGAAACGCAUACAACAUUAGCUAUAGCGAUGAAUCGUGUGGGCGCCAAAUCCAAUACUGGCGAAGGUGGAGAGGAUUCUGAACGAUGGCUAAUCAAAGAUGCGGAUAAUAAUCGACGUUCGGCUAUCAAACAAGUUGCAAGUGGACGUUUUGGUGUUACCUCGGCAUAUAUUGCCAAUGCUGAUGAAUUGCAAAUCAAAAUGGCACAAGGGGCUAAACCAGGUGAAGGCGGUGAAUUGCCUGGCCAUAAAGUAUCGGUGGAAAUAGCCAAAACAAGACAUUCAGUACCUGGUGUUGGUCUUAUAUCACCUCCACCACAUCAUGAUAUUUAUUCAAUAGAAGAUCUCUCCCAAUUGAUCUAUGAUCUUAAAUGUGCAAAUCCAAAUGCACGUAUUUCGGUGAAACUUGUAUCGGAAGUUGGUGUGGGCAUUGUAGCAGCUGGUGUUGCUAAAGGUAAAGCUGAACAUAUUACAAUAUCCGGCCAUGAUGGUGGUACUGGUGCUUCAUCAUGGACCGGUAUUAAAAAUGCUGGUCUGCCAUGGGAAUUGGGAAUCUCUGAAACGCAUCAAGUUCUAGUCGCCAAUAAUCUACGAUCUCGUGUUGUUUUACAAGCCGAUGGCCAGAUACGUACUGCUCAAGAUGUUAUCACUGCUGCAUUGUUGGGUGCAGAUGAAUUCGGUUUUUCCACAGCACCAUUAAUUACUUUAGGUUGCAUUAUGAUGCGAAAGUGUCAUCUAAAUACAUGUCCAGUUGGUGUGGCUACACAGGAUCCAGAAUUACGUAAAAAAUUCAAAGGACAACCCGAACAUGUAAUAAAUUACCUGUUUUUAUUGGCCGAAGAAAUACGUGAAGAGAUGGCUAAAUUGGGCAUACGUCGUUUUCAGAAUCUGGUUGGCCGUACUGAGCUAUUACGUUUUACGCCCAAUCCGCGUAAUCCAAAAGCAUCACUUUUGGAUUAUACAUUGUUACUUUGUAAUGCCCUUUCCUUGCGACCGGAAACAAAUAUUGUUGGCGGUUCGGUUCGACAAGAUUUUGAAUUGGAAACACGAUUGGAUAAUAAAUUAAUAGAAUUAUCACAGGAAAUUAUUGAUGGUAACUUUUUACAGCCAGUUCAUAUUGAAAUGGAAAUCAGCAAUAGAGAUCGUGCCUUUGGCGCAACACUUAGCUAUCAUAUUUCUCGUCGUUAUGGUGAGGAUGGCCUACCGAAAACUCUUAUUAUUGUUAACCUUAAAGGUUCUGCUGGACAAUCAUUCUGUUUAUUUCUUGCGAAAGGUGUAACUGUUACACUUGAAGGUGAAUGUAACGAUUACGUUGGUAAAGGUUUAUCCGGAGGUGAAAUUAUUAUUUAUCCGCCUAAAAAUUCACCGCCACAAUUUGAAUCGGAUAAAAAUGUUAUCGUCGGUAAUGUUAGUUUGUAUGGUGCUACUUCUGGCCGAGCAUUUUUCCGUGGUAUUGCUGCCGAACGUUUUUGUGUACGAAAUUCCGGUGUAACGGCCGUUGUUGAAGGUGUUGGUGAUCAUGGAUGUGAAUAUAUGACCGGUGGUAUUGUCGUUGUUCUUGGUCUAACUGGUCGUAAUUUUGCUGCCGGUAUGAGCGGUGGUAUUGCUUAUGUCUAUGAUGUCGAUGGACGAUUCAAUCGACGAUGUAAUCUUGAAAUGGUGGAAUUGUUGCCAAUGGAAGAGGAUGAAGAUAUAACGAAAUUACAAGAAUUGAUUCAUGAAUUCUGGGAGAAAACCGAUUCCAAAGUAGCCGAACGUAUAUUGAAUGAUUGGCAAAAUGAAUUGAAUAAAUUUGUUAAAGUUUUCCCUUAUGAAUAUCAACGUGUGCUCAAAGAUAUGAAACUCAAAAAACCUUUGAUACCUAGCCGUCGUGCUAGUCCUGCUACCACACCAUGUGAUCCACCGAAGGAUAUCGAAGAUAUUGUACCCGAUCUUACCAAAUUGGAUAAAUUGAAAGGUUUCAUGAAAUAUAAACGAAUCAAAACCUAUUAUCGUAAUACCGACAAACGUGUCAAAGAAUGGGAUGAAGUUUAUGAUUUUAGAGCUAUUCGGGAAAAUGUUCGCGUACAAGCCUCAAGAUGUAUGGAAUGUGGUGUGCCAUUUUGUCAAUCACCACAUGGCUGUCCAUUGGGCAAUAUAAUACCACGAUGGAAUGACCUUGUCCAUAAGAAUGAUUGGUAUGAAGCUUUGAAACAAUUAUUACAGACAAACAACUUUCCAGAAUUUACUGGUCGUGUAUGUCCGGCACCAUGUGAAGGCUCCUGUACAUUGGGCAUUAUCGAUAGUCCAGUGGCAAUCAAAACAAUCGAAGUAUCGAUAAUUGAAUAUGCAUUCGAACAGGGUUGGAUACGAUCCAAUUCACCAAAAUACCGUUCGGGCAAAAAAGUUGCCAUAAUUGGUUCUGGACCGGCUGGUCUUGCCUGUGCUGAUCAAUUGAAUAAGGCUGGCCAUACUGUUAGUGUUUAUGAACGACAAGAUCGUAUUGGGGGUCUUCUUCAGUAUGGAAUUCCAACAAUGAAGCUUUCCAAACAAGUUUUGCAAAGACGAAUCGAUCUAAUGAGCGAUGCUGGUAUAAUGUUUAAACCAAGUACAAAUGUCGGUGUCGAUAUUACUGGACAAGAAUUGCUUGAACAAUAUGAUGCUAUAUGUUUGACUACAGGAGCAACAUGGCCACGUGAUCUUCGAAUACCUGGCCGCGAAUUGAAGGGAAUAUAUUUUGCUGUUGAUUAUCUACGUAGUAGUCAACAAAAAUUAUGGCAGAAUUCAUUCGAUCAUCCCAUUACGGCAAAAGAUAAAAAUGUCAUUGUUAUUGGCGGUGGUGAUACCGGUUGCGAUUGUAUCGGUACAGCUUUACGACAGGGAGCUAAAAAUGUUGUGGCAUUCGAAAUACUUCCGAAACCACCAAAAGAUCGUGCUGAAGAUAAUCCAUGGCCACAAUGGCCUAAAAUAUAUCGUAUCGAUUAUGGACAUGAAGAGGCUAAACUACGUUGGAAUGAUGAUCCACGCAUCUAUGAAAUUUCAAGCAAAAAAUUUAUCGGAGAUGAUAAUGGCAAUAUCACCGGUAUUGAUACUGUACGCGUUAGUUGGACCAAAAACGAUAAAGGUGGCUGGGUUAUGAAUGAAGUUUUGGGCACUGAAUUAACAUUCAAGGCUGAUCUUGUACUAUUGGCAAUGGGCUUUCUUGGACCAGAAUCCACAAUCAUCGAACAGCUUAAUCUGACCAAGGAUAAUCGUUCGAAUAUAUUGACCAAACCAAAUUCAUAUCGUACACCGAUCGAACGUAUAUAUUCAGCUGGCGAUUGUCGCCGUGGACAAUCAUUGGUCGUGCAUGCUAUACAUGAGGGUCGUCAAGCUGCACGUGAAAUUGAUACUGAUUUCAAUGAAAAAGCUAACAAAUCUGGUUUACCGGGUCCCGGUGGUAUCAUACCAUUUCCCCCACCAUAUGAACAAUGUGUAGCAGCCAAUUAAAAUGACAUCAACAACAACA